Tripterygium wilfordii is the source of this 696-nucleotide messenger RNA. RefSeq names its product mavicyanin-like. The record is from RefSeq and is a predicted model, not a curated record. Bases 1 to 570 code for a protein of 189 amino acids. Gene Ontology annotation, cellular component: plasma membrane. Lineage: Eukaryota; Viridiplantae; Streptophyta; Magnoliopsida; Celastrales; Celastraceae. Gene Ontology annotation, molecular function: electron transfer activity. The transcript has 2 exons.
AUGGCUAAGUUAUUGCUUGUGAUUUAUGUUAAUCUCAUCCUCGCUUUUGCACUUACAACGUGCCAUGCUACUAACUACGUGGUCGGUGACACUUCCGGCUGGGACAUUAGUUCCGAUCUUGAUACAUGGGCUGCCGGAAAAACAUUCACCGUUGGUGACACUCUUGUUUUUCAGUACUCAUCGAACUCGGAUUUGUGCGAACUAAGCCGGGAUGAUUUUGAGAGAUGCAACACUAGCAACCCAAUAAAGACAUAUUCAAAUGGGAAUACUACUGUUACAUUGACAAGGCCUGGCGAAUGGUACUUUUCUGAUGCCAACAGGUUAUAUUGCUUAGGAGGCAUGAAGCUUCAAGUUAAUGUGGAAGAUAAUCAGACGGCGGCUUCACCAGCCGGUGCGCCUCAAGCACCGCCCGGGACAAGGACUGUUCCGCCGAGUUCUUCCAAGAACAACAAUCCUUCCUCCGUUGUUCCUACUUCGACUGGGUCUGUCCUUCAUGAGAGGGAGUCUGCAGUGAUGGCUUUUCUAAUUGGUUUUUCUGUGGCUACCAUAUCCAUUGUAUUUCAUAUUUGAAUAAUUAUGUGUAAUUACAAUUUUUUUGGUUUGUUAUUAUUGUAACAACUGAUAUUUUUAUUGAAUAACUCGCAAUUAAUUUAUGCUUACCAAGUGGUUAUGCAAUGGGAAAAAACCAAAAUACUA